GGGAAACUCAACCUCUCAGCUGUGUUAGAAUAGCAUUCACGAAGGUUCUGAAGUAAUCCAUGCGGAUAUAACAAGGUGGCUAUGUCCGCAAAUCCCGAACAAUCGGUCAGCUCUGAAGAUAUAAAUAUGGGCAACGUCUCGGAAGUCUAGUCCAGCACUAUCAACAGAAUUAUCCAUCUCUCAUAAAUCAAAAUGUCUGUCCCCACUAGAGCACUUGGCCGGAAUGGACCCGAGGUCUCUUCCGUCGGAUUUGGUUUGAUGAGUAUCGGCGGCGCUUACGGCGCAGUUCCCAGUGACGAGGACCGUCUGGCUCUACUGGACCGUGCCCAUGCCAUUGGACAGUGGUUUUGGGACACUGCUGAUAUCUACGGAGACAGCGAAGAGAUUAUUGGGACCUGGAGAGCCAAGAACCCCGACAAAGCAAAGGACAUCUUCCUGGCGUCGAAGUUUGCGAUCCAGGUGUAUGAUGGCUUUCGCCAGAUCAUUGACACCAGCCCCGAGUAUGCCAGGACGGCGCUGGAGAAGAGCCUGAAGCGUUUACAGGCCGACUCUAUUGACCUGUACUACGCUCACCGAGUUGACGGAAAGACCCCGAUUGAGAAGACUGUUGAGGCAAUGGUCCAGUUCAAGAAAGAAGGCAAGAUCCGGUAUCUAGGCCUCAGCGAGGUAUCGGCCGACACUCUUCGCCGAGCUCAUGCCGUUCACCCUAUUUCUGCGGUGCAGAUCGAGUACAGCCCGUUCGCCCUUGAUAUCGAGGACCCGCGGAUUGGCCUCCUCGAGACAUGUCGUGAACUCGGGGUCGCCGUCGUCGCCUACAGCCCCGUUGGCCGUGGGCUGUUGACAGGCAGAUAUGCAACCCGGGAUGCCCUUACCAAAGACAUAUUCCUUAACAUUCUUCCCCGUUAUUCCGAGGAGAACUUUCCUGCAAUCCAGAAGUUGCUGGAGGUCAUCAAGGCAGUCGCCGAGCGAAACGGCACUACCCCCACCCAGACCACGCUGGCCUGGCUGUUGGCUCGUGAGCCUUCUGUUAUUGCAAUUCCUGGAACACGGUCUAUCAAGUAUCUGGAAGAGAACACUGCAAGUGCCGAUAUUAAACUUACGGACGAAGCGAACAAACUCAUUACCGAUGCCGUCAACGCUACAAAGCUCGUGGGUAAUAGGUAUCCCACCGAGUACAUGCCGGAUAACUAUGAGUUUGGGGACACCCCAGCCUUGAAGUGAGCGUUGCUGGUUGAAUGGAAUCUGGGUUAAUGGAUCAAGGAAUAGCUAGACCAGCUGAAUUUACAACUUCACCAUCUUGUCACAGCAGGGCAAUAAACAAUGUUUGGUAGAUACGCCACUCAUAAUAAUUCGAGAUCCAUUCGGCUGCUGCAAAGGCAUCACCGACAGACGCAACAGAAUCACAAGAUUAGACUGGAGUAGGAUGCGACUUUGUCUAGCAGUCUGCAUCUACAAGAACCAC
This is a messenger RNA of Aspergillus versicolor CBS 583.65, 1462 nucleotides long. RefSeq lists its product as uncharacterized. Bases 193 to 1221 code for a protein of 342 amino acids. Lineage: Eukaryota; Fungi; Ascomycota; Eurotiomycetes; Eurotiales; Aspergillaceae. Gene Ontology annotation, cellular component: cytoplasm. The transcript is spliced from 3 exons. The record is from RefSeq and is a predicted model, not a curated record.